AUGGAGAAGAGGAGGAGGAACAUUAGUCCCGGUAAUUAUUUCUUUCUAGUGCCCGUCAUCGGGUUCAUACCAUGGUAUGGUAUGCUUAUAGCGAUGCUGAUAUGUUGGGCGGGACAGGGCCGUCCCAUCUAUUGGUUUAUGCAUCAGCCGCAGUCGGUGGUGUACAUCUCUGACAUUGGGGCGACGAAUUUGAAUCCGCUGUUCAUAGCAGGUGCCGGGUGGCAGGGCCUGUUUCUGGUGAUCACGGUGGCAUGCGAGUUCUACCAGAGGUCCGGGUACUGGCCGUUCAGGCUGCGUGCGGACUGCAGGACCACCGCAGACGAGAAGUCGGAGAACGGGCUCUCGUUCAAUUCGAUGAAGUCGCAGUACAGCGAUCUGCUCGAGUCCUCGCGGUUUUUGAUGCCGCCCUGGUACACCAGGCACGAGAGAAAUCUGAUCUUUGCAGCGUUCGUGAACGGGCUCAUCGGCGAGCUCGGGCUGUUAUUCUGCAGCAUAUUCACAACCGCCAAGUAUCACCACGUACACAUCUCGAUGGUCACGGUGUUUAUCGUCUUCAUGCUGCUUUGCGUGUGCUGCAACAUCGCAGAGUACAUGUCGAUGGGCAGACACUAUGCGAUGCUGCAUCCUCUGGCGUCCCAGGGCGCCGCGACGGUCACUCCCGCCGAUCUCAAGUGGUACCAGUGGAGCGGUCAUGUUUGGAACAAGUUUACCAUCAGCGGUGUGACCAAAAUGGCUUGGCUGGCACUGGCUAUUGUGUGGGCGAUCUGUUUUGGCGCCAUCAACGACGACUCAACCAGUGCCUGCUUCGAAUGGCUGCUCGCGUUCUGGUUCGGCCUGUAUUUCAUCAUUCUCUCGGUCGACUUCUAUCUUGGUGGCAGAUACAAGAAAUCUCGCUACUUCCGUCACGUCCAAACUUUCGCCGGCUAUUAUAAAUACGACGAGUUGCUGGCGUCUACCGUUUUCCAUCGCGUUUCAAUACCUUCGCAGGACGAGGAAGCCAUCUUCGUGGACGCCGAUGCUCACCCAUCGGUAUCGGUGGUUGCCUAG
Torulaspora globosa is the source of this 1047-nucleotide messenger RNA. It is a transcript of the gene SFK1, whose product is annotated as Sfk1p. NCBI's taxonomy places the organism in Eukaryota, Fungi, Ascomycota, Saccharomycetes, Saccharomycetales, Saccharomycetaceae. Gene Ontology annotation, cellular component: plasma membrane. Bases 1 to 1047 code for a protein of 348 amino acids. The transcript has a single exon. The record is from RefSeq and is a predicted model, not a curated record.